Lotus japonicus is the source of this 1749-nucleotide messenger RNA. Its product is annotated as F-box protein At3g12350. Gene Ontology annotation, biological process: SCF-dependent proteasomal ubiquitin-dependent protein catabolic process; gibberellic acid mediated signaling pathway. The coding region runs from base 268 to 1635 and encodes 455 amino acids. Gene Ontology annotation, molecular function: protein binding. Gene Ontology annotation, cellular component: SCF ubiquitin ligase complex. The record is from RefSeq and is a predicted model, not a curated record. The transcript has 2 exons. Lineage: Eukaryota; Viridiplantae; Streptophyta; Magnoliopsida; Fabales; Fabaceae.
UGGGCUUCGUUUACUCGAAUCCAUCACGAAACGCAACAACAUCCCUCAAUACGUCACGCGUUUUACAACAUCCUUUGCGUUUCCUUCCCAACCAUGGUUUGGUUCCUCUCUUUCCUUCUCUCACAACACAACACUGAAUCAACCAUACUGUAGAGGAAUGAUUCCAUAGCCUCCAAGAAUCUUCCAAGCACAAACACACAUAAAUCUCCAUCGUUCUACUUCUUCUCAUCACUCAAUCAUUCUUUGUAGCAGAAAAGCAUCACAGAAAUGGCUACCAAUCUGAACGACCCAAAUUCUUCUUCUUCUUCUGUAGUUUCUUUCAGUGAUUUCCCAGAAGAUGUUCAGCUCUGCAUCCUCUCAUUUCUGGGUCCCUCUGAGAUCGCCACCUUCGCCUGCACCUCCAAGCGUUUCCUCUCGCUCUGCACCAACGACGCCAAGCUCUGGUUCACCCUCUGUCACCGAAGAUGGGGCUCCGAAACCCAAAUCACCAAAUGGGGUCAAGGAAAAAUCGCCUUCAAGCUUCUCUACAAUACCCUCCAUGAAUGGGACAACCUCAUCGGCUUCUGGCGCCGCUGCGGCUCCGGCACCGGGACGCCAUCGUUGCUGUUCUUCGAGUGGGGCCCGUCGUUCCUCUCGGGUUCCCGGGUCUCCGCUUUACAACCCGGAUCCUACGAGGUUGCAAAGGUGCCGUUUAUACGGAUGAGUCUAUCGGAGGAAGGGCAGGAAGUGAAUCUGUUGGACCCUGAUGGGCAAGCUGAUUUUGAUUCUGAGAAUGAGUUGAUUCCUGUGAAUUUGAGCUUCAUGGGGAAGACGCAUUUCGUUGUGGAGGAGAAUCAGUUCAGGAGGAGCUCCAGCUAUGCGAAUCUCAGUGGUGGUGGUGGUGAUGAUUGUGGCGGGGCUGGAGAGGAUUUGAUUGGUUCUUCGCCGCCAGGGAGCUUGCCGGAUCGGUUGGUGACGGAGAUUUACCAGCGGUUCGCGAACAGGACUAGUCCAGGCAGUGAGAGGUCGAGGAGGCAGAGGAGGAAGGAGAAGGAGAGAUUGGCUAGGAUGAGGAAAUGGGAGCCUGAGCAUUUUGUCAAGAUUGUGAAUUGCUCGCCCUCGCCGUCACGGCCUUUGCAAGGCCUUUGGAAGGGUAUUUGUGAUGAUAUGAGUUUAGCCUUUUACCUUGUGGCAUAUGAUGACAUUGGGGGCAUUGCCUGUCGCCGCCUCGGGGACCCUCCAGAACGUUUCUCCACUUACGCCCCGGUUUUCUGGACGUCUAACGCUGCAUUUCUAGAAUCCCCUUUUCCUCUUGAGGAAGAAUCUUUGUAUGACAGUCGCAUUCAUCUUCAACCACACAAUGAUACUCACGAGCAGUUUGAUUUCUCUUCCGAUGAAGGGGUAAAUCAAGUUCAACAUUUCCAGUUGCCAGACAUUGAAGUGGUGAAUGGAAUUCUUCACAUCAGCUCAAGUUAUGAUUUAGUUAUUGCAGACCUUGCUGGAACAAUAAAUUCAAGAAGUGCAGAGGGAAGGAUUUGGCUGUACCAUGACGGUACUUUCGGUUUCGGAUUCCUUCGGGACAAUUUUGUCAUAGACAUGAAACAUAUUGUCCAUGAUGGUUGUAUUGUGAAUGCAGUAAAUCCUUCUGCUGAUUAAUUUUAUUCUUUCUGCACUUCAUAUUCAUAGAUAAAUUGGUUAGCCGGAUGUCACCAAUAAAUUGUGGCAUAUUGUAUUUUUAGCUGUGAAAAAUAAUAAUUUCCUUAGAUAGUA